This is a messenger RNA of Ceratina calcarata, 4780 nucleotides long. RefSeq names its product Myosin binding subunit (gene Mbs). The record is from RefSeq and is a predicted model, not a curated record. Gene Ontology annotation, molecular function: phosphatase regulator activity; enzyme inhibitor activity; protein kinase binding. Lineage: Eukaryota; Metazoa; Arthropoda; Insecta; Hymenoptera; Apidae. Gene Ontology annotation, cellular component: cytoplasm. The coding region runs from base 349 to 3447 and encodes 1032 amino acids. The transcript is spliced from 22 exons. Gene Ontology annotation, biological process: signal transduction.
AAUAGCAAAGAGCACGCGAAUCUAGCCGUCCUGUAACUGAGUCUGGUGAAGGCGACCGACCGCUCCCUUCGUGGUCCCGUCAGAACGAAUUUUAACGUGUAUUUUUUUUCAUAGAAGCACACGCGACCCGCGAUUAGAGUCGUAUAUGGAGGUAAGAAGUGGUAAAUGGCCGUUUCAGCGUGUCAAAUCACGCAAAGUGAACUGAAGUGAAGUGGCCUCGGCGAAGUGUGGAGAUCCAAAAACGUAUAAAAGAGAGAGAGCGAGAAGAAGAGUAGAAAGAAAGAGAAGAGGAGACCCGUGCGAAGUGGUUAUAAGGUUCUCGAGUGCAGUCGUGCGUGUUUUCGAGCAAUGUCUCUCGAGAGUCGUUCGAGCUCGGCCCUGUUUAAAAGGGCUGAACAGCUGAAACGCUGGGAACAGUCCGAGACGAAUCGUGAACCGGCCCAACCACGUCAGAUCCCACGGAAGAUUAAGUUCUCCGCGGAUUGUGUGUUUCUGGCAGCAUGCGCGGCAGGCGACAAGGAGGAGGUCGUACGUUUACUCCAAAAGGGGGCAGAUAUCAACACCGGAAAUGUUGACGGCCUCACAGCGUUGCAUCAGGCAUGUAUCAAUGAUGAUCUGGAUAUGGUCGAAUUUUUAGUGGAAAAGGGAGCUGAUAUCAAUUGUGGAGAUAAUGAAGGAUGGACACCAUUACAUGCAACUGCUUCUUGUGGCUUUAUAUCUAUAGCUAAAUAUUUGAUAGAAAAGGGAUGUAAUUUGGCAGCAGUUAACUAUGACGGUCAAUUGGCUCUUGAUAUUGCAGAAAGUGUUGAAAUGGAAAAUAUGCUGCGGCAACAUAUAAACAAAGCUGGUAUAGACUGUGAUCAAGCCAGAAGCGAAGAAGAAAGGUCAAUGUUAACUGAUGCCAGAGCAUGGCUAGCUGGAGCACAAGGCAAGGAUUCAAUUCAUCCAAAGUCAGGAGCCACUGCUCUUCAUGUUGCUGCUGCUAAAGGCUAUGUUGAUGUUAUGGAUAUAUUACUACAAGCUAGGUGUGAUGUUAACGCUCAAGAUUUCGAUGGCUGGACACCUUUGCAUGCUGCAGCACAUUGGGGACAAUUGGAAGCGUGCGAACUUUUAGUGGAACAUUUUUGUAAUAUGGACAUUAAGAAUUAUGCUGAUCAAACUGCAUUUGACAUUGCUGACACAAAUAUAUUAACUAAUUUGGAGGAGCUGAAAACAAAACAACAACAAUUAAUGAAGGAUCACCCACAAAUAAUUAACAAAAAACAGCCUACUAUACCAAAGAAACGUGUAUCGACAAAUAAUGAAAAUGUUAUAACUUCGCUUGAUUCUGUGGAAACAUUUGAAGAAGAAACACCAAAUAAAGUUAAAAAGGUUGAAUUAGAAAUUCAGUCUGAUAAAGAAGAUUCUAGUACUGGAACAAAUAGCGAUGUUGAAGCAACACGUGAAACAGAUAUGGAAGAGAGUGAUGGUGAAGGUGAAUCUGAGACUAGCUCAGACUCACAUUCCUCCACUUACUCCAAUCAAUCUGAUAAGUCUAAUGAAUCAAACCACUCUCCAUGUCUUACAGAUGAUGAAAAGAAAAAUAGAGCAAAUAAAGAAGAAACAUCUUCGCGUAAUGCUUCGUCUCCUAUUGAUGCUAAAGUUCCUAAUCAGGCACCAAUAAUGCCUCCAAAACAACAGACUGAUAACGAAGAAGGUGUUAUACCAUCUUGGCGGCGUUCUGGUUCUUUCAGGAAUAGGAUACAAAAUACAGAAGCAACGAAUACUUUAUCUACAAGACUUGAGGAAAAGGAUAAAAAUAUUAAAUCCCCAACCAUGCCGAAUAAACUUAACACAGAAUCUGAUGUUGUAUUAACGAGGACGCAUAGUUUCGAAACAGAUGAAAAGUUUUAUGAGCAGUACUUGGCAUUACGAGCUCGCGUCAAGCCGUUUUCCUGCCCUACUCUCCAUUGCUGCAACGCAGCUCCUCCUACUCACACCAAUACUACGACCCGCUCUGCAUCUUUACGCGAAACCCACAGAAGAAAAGAAGCAAAAUUAAACUUGGAACUCUCAAGACUGCCACAAGGAAGCAAUACACUUUCACCAACAUCUACAUCUAAAACAAUAGUGUCUAGUACACUGCCAACUACUACAGCUACUACUACUACAACUGCCACAACAACAACAACUACAACAACAAGUCCUAUUCCAACUAAUCAAAUUCGCAGUGUUCAACCAGUGGAAGGUACAACUGCAAACAAUUCAGUAGCAGUUCCUGGAACUCCUACUACACCAGGAGGGAGCAAGCUAAGUCCAGGAAAUAUCUUCAAGAAUUUCUUCAAAUCCUUCGUUCCUCCUGUUCGUGAUGAAGAAAGUGAAACGCAAAGAAAAGCACAUGCGAAGAGGGUAAGGGAAACUCGGCGUUCAACUCAAGGCGUGACAUUAGACGAGAUCAAGAGCGCGGAACAACUAGUGAAGAAGAAGCAGCAAAACAGCGAAACUCCCACUACAGUAUCCUCUACACAGUCUGCAACCACUACCAGCAACACUACAGCCUCGAUUACAGCUACAAUAACAACAGCAACUCCUACUACUGUUACGGCAAGUAAACCUGAAGAGCUUAAUUUACCUGAAAGACGACCUUCUUGGAGGUUGAAAGUGGACAACGGAAGUAAGUUCCAGUUAGAAGACGCUAACAACAGAGCUACUAGCCUUUCUAAUCCGGAUACAACUACAGCCUAUAUGAGAAGACCUUCCUCGGGCACUACUAUGCCACGACCAUCAUCAGCUCCAGUUGAAACUAUUGCAACAAGUAGCGCAGAAACAACGGUAACAUUACCCCUUAGACGGCCCUUAAAACAGCCUGAAGAUAAAGAACAAGAUAAGGAGAAUGAUAGCAGGAAUGCGCAAGCUACUCAAGCUGUUAUACAAAGGAGACGGAGACCUAAGAGACGGUCAACCGGUGUUGUUCACGUUGAUAUGGAUGAAAUUGAUCCCGAGAAAGAAGACUUAACUGGUGGCGGUGAUUGCGAGGAGUCCAAAAUCAACCACGAGAGUGGGAACGAUCGCUCUGGAAGAUCCAACAGGCUAGGAUCCAUAUCAUCGAUAUCAUCGGAAGCACCUCCUAUGUUGGUUAGAACAAAAUCUACAACUUCCGAGAACGGCGAACUAGACUAUAAAAAAUUAUACGAAGAAUCUCAGGCCGAAAAUGAAAGACUUAAAGAGAAGUUAAGGCGAUCCGACGAACAAUUAAAGGAAGCCAGAAAUUUGUUGGACAAAGCACAAAGUGCCCAAAAUAAAACAGUCCUCUCAGAAGCUGAAAAAAGGGAAAGGAGAGCAAUGGAAAGGAAACUUUCGGAAAUGGAAGAAGAAUUGAAGGUGAUGGACCAAUUGAAAUGCGAAAACCAGAGGCUAAAAGAUGAAAACGGUGCCUUGAUCAGAGUAAUCAGCAAAUUAUCCAAAUAACUUGAAUGGUCUUAAAAGAAGACUAUACAUAGCGUUUCUUAUGUUGCAUUACAAUUGCAUUGAAUGAAUUGUUUUUAGUUAUAAAACAGAAGUAUCAUGAUCAUUAUUGCUAGUAUUCUUAAAAUGUAAAUUACAUCAUCACGUUAUUGAUGAAUCUAUUCUUAAUGCUAGUAAUUUAAUUUAUUAUUAAACAAAUUACUCGCGUGGCUGUGCCAAGAGCGAAGAGAGACAUUGCUCCUAUUUCUUAGAAUUGUGAAUAGUUGAUUAUAAUGGAUCUAGAAUUUUUACUUUCCUCACAUUUUACUCUUCCUCACGAAGAUAAAUUUCAUGGUUCAUUUUAGAGCCGGUGAUUUGCAAAGCAAAAUGUACUUUGUUUGAAUUGAUAAAGAAGGAAAACAAUGUUCUUUAUAACAAUUUUUUUUAAAGAACUCACGUUAUUAAUGUUGACUCUUUAUAAGAACAUUUUGUAAAUAUGUAACGAAUAACGAUAAUGUGGCAUUUUAGAAUUAAAUAAGGAAAAUUUUUUACUUUCGAAAACAUGCAUCAGAAGUAUAUAUCAAAUAUUGUAUAAACUCGUUUCCAUAAUUGUAAUGCAGACGGAAAUAUACAUUCGUAACGUCUUACAAAAUUUAGCCGAACAAUAAAAGGGAAAAUUGAAUUAAGAGGAUGAUUUUCAUGCUGUUCAAGUGGCCUUUCCUGGAAGACUGCAAUUUAUAAUCCUUCCAUCAUUGCCAUUUUUUGCGAAAUGCAGAAAAUUAACGCAUCCAGUAAUGUACGUUUUAAUGUUAUUUUGCGAUUUAUUGUUAACAACACGUAAUUAAAAUUUUUUAGUAUAUGAAAAAGGAUUGACGAUACUUCUAAUGACUGGCGUCAACAAUGAAAACUGUGCUAUUACAUUUAAUAACUGAUUUGAUGUAUUUUAAUUGAUACAAGGAAGAAAUCUUUCUUACUUUUUAGAUAGAGUAUUUUUAAUGAAAUUUUAAUUUUGAUAAAAAAAAAGUUAUAAAUUUAUAGGUAAUGAAGAAAGGACAAAUGACAAUGUAUGGGUAACGUGUUUUUUUAAUGAUGUUAUUGUAAAGAAUUGUACAAAGAUAAGUUGAAAUAGUUAUUUCGUAUUGAUGUUUGUUACAAAAUAACAAUUCUGUGUAAUUGUUUUAGUAUACAUAGUUUGUCCAACAAACUUGUCUCGUUGGAUGAACAAUAGAUACUUUUGUAUUAUACAAUAGUUAUGUGCUUACUGUAUUUAAAAUGAUAUUUGGAUGAAAUUAGCAUCACAUCAAUUGUACAUAAUCCUCGUUAUUGUAUAAAUAUAUAAGAAAAAAAAUCAUUUGUA